AUGUUUAGAGAUACAGAAUUCGGCCCUCCGACAUCCAUCAUCGGCCUAGUCGUGCGUUUCUACAACGGCUUUCUACUUCUUGUAGCUUCGCUAGCGGUCCUAUCACUGGGCUUCACAAUGUUUGGUCUAUCGCAAGCAGACGGACUGAGCGGCCCAGCGCUCGCGGCAGCGGCUCUACUAACCAGUGCCGCCAUUACCGCCAUCGCUACCGCCGUCAUCAUUGGCAUCCUUCAAUUCAUGUCCCGGUCCGUAAACGGUCGAUACGAGAGGUCAGAUCUCAUCAUGUCUUGGGUACCUCUGUUCUUGUUUGAUGUCUUCAUGCUGGAAGCCAUAGCCGGCGUAUUGCUAUGGUAUACCAACAAUUUCCCGAAUGAGCUUGUCAUCUUAUUCGCUUCAGAAAUACUCGUCUUGCUCAUCAUUUUGAUCAUGUUAUCUUUAUGGGCUAGGCGAAAGAUCAAAACCUUAAUUUCCAUGUCCUGUUUUGUUGACGAUGAAGCUGAAGGUCUUUAUUUCGAUCAAGUACACGACGGGGAAGAUGGGCUCGACAUUACAAGAGAAAACAGGUUCUCACGCUCCACCGAGCCUUGUCGGGUAUGA
Fusarium poae is the source of this 597-nucleotide messenger RNA. RefSeq lists its product as uncharacterized. The record is from RefSeq and is a predicted model, not a curated record. The transcript is spliced from 2 exons. The coding region runs from base 1 to 597 and encodes 198 amino acids. NCBI's taxonomy places the organism in Eukaryota, Fungi, Ascomycota, Sordariomycetes, Hypocreales, Nectriaceae.